Molecule: messenger RNA, 1923 nt
Organism: Phytophthora nicotianae INRA-310
Lineage: Eukaryota; Oomycota; Peronosporomycetes; Peronosporales; Peronosporaceae
Product: TKL/DRK protein kinase
Exons: 1
Coding region: 1-1923 (640 amino acids)
Biological process (GO): protein phosphorylation
Molecular function (GO): ATP binding; protein kinase activity
Source: RefSeq, a predicted model, not a curated record
AUGGCCGAGCACGACACGAUCUCUCUGCGGAGUUUAACGUCCGUUUCCUCGUCAUCCUCCAGCUCGUCGUUCGUUUUCGACGGCACCAAUUCCGACAUUGCGCGGCAGCUUCUCAUCCGCCAUCAAGCUGGUGAUACGGCCGAACAAGUCAACCUCACGUCGAUUCCUACCGCUAUACUAGAUCGACUGAUUCCGCUCAAUAUUAACUUCGAUGGUCUUCCUGGUCUCGUCCAACGUGCUGUGCUCUGGGAUACCGGCUUUGCCAUUUCACCCGGUAAUAAUCCCAUUCAGAUCUGGACCAUGCAGAAUUACACUAUGGCAGAUCUAGCAGUGCCUAAAUCUGACGUCUCCUUUGUGGACUGCACGUAUCUCAAUUGUUCGCAACCGAGUGAGGAGAUAGCGCACUACGCGCAGUACUGUACCGGGUGGCAGAUGCUGAAUGUGUCUCGCUGUGUGGCCGAUGACUUCGAAGACCCGGGAGCUGAUACGUAUCUAGGGAUGAUGUGGUCUACUGGUGGUGACCCGAACAUGACCCCGUCAAUUCGACUGAGAGACCACACGUGGACACAAGACAUUGCAGAAUUUGGUGGUAACGUCACCUUCUCUGUCUACGUGGUACACACAGUGUCACAUGAGCUUGAUCCGGCCUGGAACCAGUGUCCACCAAACAACGGAUUUGGAUCACUGACAGUGCCUUGCCACAGAAAAAUCGAGUUCACGGACGAGUACAUGGCCGCAAACACGACAGUCCCAACAGGUUCGGAGCUGGUGACUACGUGGCUAAAGAACGAGUUUGCAAUGGAGAAAACUCAGUCGCAGAUGUGGAUCCCGGUCUUGUUAAGUGUGAUUAUUAUCGUAGCUGGAGUUGUUCUGGGAUGGCUCGGUUGUCGUCGAAAAUCGAAGGCUUCAAUGGUGAAGCAAAUAUCUGGAGCUAAAGGCGCUAAUAGUGAUAGCCACAGAUCCCUUUCAAUCUCCAGUUCAACGUCACUGCCUGGUUCCGAGAGUCUCCACUACGAGAGGGCUGGAUCGAACAAGACACUCCAGAUUCUGCUGGAUAGUGAACACCUCGAGGGAAAACGGAUUCCGUAUGAAUCUGUUGUGUUUGAGACUGCUAUUUCAAAGGGAGCAUCGGGAGAAGUCUGGGUGUGUGAGUACAAUGGACAGAAAGCGGCGGUUAAACGCCUACUUCAAAGAAAGAAACAGAAGGCGGAAAGCGUGCAGGAAUUUGCCAAAGAAAUUGAGUUAACUGCCAGUCUUGUCCACCCGAACAUCGUCCAGUUUAUUGGUGUGGCUUGGAAUAGUCUCGACAAUUUGGUGAUGUUGCUGGAAUAUUUACCCACAAGUCUAAAGGAUUAUCUUGAGAAGAACAAAGAUCGUCUAUCGUGGGCAAGAGAUAAAAUCUACAUUGCCAUUGGAAUCGCUCGUGCGUUGGAAUAUCUCCACGCUCGUACGCCACCUCUGAUCCACCGAGAUCUCAAGUCCAGCAACGUUCUACUUACGGAUUCAGUCGAGCCGAAGAUCAUCGACUUCGGUGUAAGUCGUGGUCGUGUCGAGCUCUCAAUGACUGCGGGUGUAGGCACGCCAUUUUGGACAGCGCCUGAGAUUUUGGAGGGCAACCACUACACCGAGAAGGCGGAUAUCUACUCGCUCGGCGUCGUCUUGUCCGAGCUCGACACUUGUGAGGUUCCCUACCACGACGCCGUGUCGGAAGACGGAACUAAACUGAAGCCGUUCCAGAUCUUAAAAGAGGUCAUGUCCGGCACGAUGCGGCCGAGUUUCUCCCAAGAAUGUCCUGCUAGAAUUCGCAGAAUCACUUCAGCCUGUUUAUCACUCGAACCAUCGAGGCGUCUGACGGCACAACAACUCGUUCGACAGCUCGAAGGUCUGGACAAUUGCACUGAUAGCGGAGUAGAACAGCUAUAA